This is a messenger RNA of Baudoinia panamericana UAMH 10762, 630 nucleotides long. RefSeq lists its product as uncharacterized. The record is from RefSeq and is a predicted model, not a curated record. Lineage: Eukaryota; Fungi; Ascomycota; Dothideomycetes; Mycosphaerellales; Teratosphaeriaceae. The coding region runs from base 1 to 630 and encodes 209 amino acids. The transcript has a single exon.
AUGUCCGUCGUCCAGAUCUACCUCCAAGCUCACGUUCACCACGGUCUGCUCGAGAUCGUGGACGAAGAUCGCAUCCGAGCUCACAGCGUCACCAUUAGCGACGCUCUCGGCCAGCGCGAUCCGACGAAGCUAGUCAAGCAAGUCACCUUGACUGGGUCAGCGGCGGCAGCUCUCAAGUUCGUUCUUAUCCGGGUCAAGAACAAGAAGAACAAGAUGGGCCUGCACAUGAAGGUGCAUGACCUCCCUCUAGUCCGGGUGGUCGCCAUCUACCAAGCGGUCGAGUUGCUUCGAAUCCGGCCAGUGCAACCGCACAUCGAAGGCCACAUCACCGGCCACGUCUCCCACAACCUGGUGACGCCGGAAGAGAUGAUCGCCGUUCACCGUGUCUUCGAAUCCAGGAGGGAGACGAGCAAGGUGUGGCGCACGAUGGUGCACCAGCUGGGCUGGUACAUCGCCAAUGACCGCGUGAGCGAUGAGGACCGGGACGCCCUGGAGAAGGCUGCGCAGGCGUUGCCGAGCUUGCAUGGUGAGAUCUUGAGCAAGGGUAAGGAGCUGUUGGAAAAGCGGACGGUGAAAGAGCGGCUUGGGAAGGUGGAUGGUGGAUGGAGGGAAAAGAAGAAGUCGGGCUGA